This is a messenger RNA of Vollenhovia emeryi, 2424 nucleotides long. RefSeq lists its product as uncharacterized. The transcript has a single exon. The coding region runs from base 1 to 2424 and encodes 807 amino acids. Gene Ontology annotation, molecular function: aspartic-type endopeptidase activity. Gene Ontology annotation, biological process: proteolysis. NCBI's taxonomy places the organism in Eukaryota, Metazoa, Arthropoda, Insecta, Hymenoptera, Formicidae. The record is from RefSeq and is a predicted model, not a curated record.
AUGACCGGUGACAAUUAUAAAGAUGCAUGGGAUAGGCUUAGUGAGAGGUACGAUAACAAAAGGCUUACCGUUCAGAACCACAUCAGGGCUAUCUUUGAUCUACCUAUCGUGAAAAGGGAAGACAGUGUCGUUAUCCGACAAAUAUUAGACGGAGUGUUAAAGCACACGAGAGCUUUACGCUCAUUGGACAGACCCAUCGAUCAUUGGGGCGACUUGUUAGUUCACAUCGUCACGAGCAAACUAGAUAUGAAGUCAAUAAAAGAGUGGGAGAACUCGAUCGAGUCCACGCGAGUUCCUACGUUCGAGGAGUUAAUAGAAUUUCUAAAAAAACGGUGCCAGACGUUAGAGGCGGUUUCGAAGGUAGGAAAGUCGAAUAGGGCCAAUGUUAACUCGUUACAGGAUAAUGUGCAAUGGUCCAAAGGCUGUAACGUAGCCGCUACCAAAUUUAAAUGCUCAUAUUGCCAAGGAGAUCAUAGCGUUUACUCUUGCAAAGAUUUUAAGGGUCUAUCGGUAGACGAGCGCGUAAAAUAUAUAAAAUCAAAGGGCUGGUGUUUGAAUUGCUUGAAGGGCAAGCAUAUGGCUAGGGAUUAUUCGUUAAACGGAUGCAAAACAUGCAGCAAGCGGCAUAAUUCCUUACUGCAUCCAGAGAGUCCCAAGGGUGAAUCGAGCAGCGAAUCGAGCCUCGGAAAGGCUAAAGUCGUUGCGGAAAAAGAACAAGGGAACAGUGCGGCGUGUGGACAUGCCUGUUCCACGGAAUCAUACCGGUCGAGUCAAAUGUUGUUGUCUACGGUUUUGAUUAAAGUAAAGCAUAGCGAUGGUCAUUUUAUCCAAAUCAAAGCUCUUCUUGAUAGCGGGGCGGAAUCUAGUUUCAUAACGGAAUCUCUAGCGCAGCGUCUAAAACUUAGGCGUAAGGCUGCGCAUAUAGAAAUCACAGGUAUUAAUCAGCAGGUGUCCAGGGCGUUGGAAAAGACCGAGGUAGACGUUAAGUCUAGGUUCGGAUCUCACGAAUUUAAGGUGCAAUGUAUAAUUCUAUCCAACCUAACGAGAAGGGUUCCUCACGUAAAGUUAGAUAAGCAACAAUUUAAUAUUCCAUGUAAUAUUAGGUUGGCAGAUCCGCGAUUCAACGUUCCUUCGGAAAUCGAUUUAGUGAUAGGAACCGAAUGGUUCUGGGAGUUGAUGUGCGUAGGGCAGAUCAAUUUAGGUCCUGGCAGACCGAUAUUGCAAAAAACCGUGUUAGGUUGGUUGAUAGUCGGAACGGUGACGACGGGAAAUUUAGGACGCAAGCAAUACGCUGCCUGCAACCUGAGUAGCGUCCGAGAACUGGAUGAGGCACUACGGCAAUUUUGGAAAAUUGACGACAUUCCUGUGAGAGGGGAGUCUACCAUUGAUGAGUUGGCCUGCGAGGAAUUCUUCGAGAAUACGUACAAACGGAACGCAAAGGGAAGAUUCGUAGUCAAGCUGCCUGUAAAGGAGGACGUUAUGAAGCAAAUGGGCGAGUCGAAAGAUAUUGCUCGACGACGUUUUUUAUCAUUAGAAAAGAGGCUAGAUAAGGAUCAUGAUCUGAAGAAAGAAUACGUUCAGUUCAUGCAGGACUAUGAGAGACUAGGCCAUAUGAAACAGAUAGAUGAGCCACAAAACGUUAAAUUCAGGAUUUUCUUACCGCACCAAGCUGUAGUGAGAAAGGAUAGGACAUCCACGAAGACCCGAGUCGUAUUCGACGCCUCGAGUAAAGACAGCAAAGGAGUAUCCCUUAAUGACGCGUUGCGCAAGGGUCCGACACUUCAGUCUGAUUUGUUCACGAUAAUUCUCAGGUUUCGCUGUCAUAGGUACAUCUUGACCGCAGAUGUUGUUAAAAUGUACAGGCAGAUACUGGUGCACGAAGAGCAUACGCCUCUUCAGACGAUCUACUGGAGGGAGAAUUCCACCGAAACCAUGAGGCUGUACGAGUUGGUCACGUUGACCUACGGUACAAAACCUGCGUCUUAUAUCGCAGUCAAAUGCUUGCAGAAGUUGGCGAAGGAAGAAGAGGAUAGAUUUCCUUUGGCAGCAAAGGCGAUAAAAGAAGAUCUUUAUAUGGACGAUCUGUUGACGGGUGCAAGUACGGUGGAACAAUUAGUGGCCCUAAAGUGCCAAUUGGAAGCGCUAGUAGAGCAAGGUGGAUUCGAGCUGCACAAAUGGAAUAGCAACGUUGAAGAUUUAGGAAACAAGGACACGCUGGAUCUUGGGGAAAUUGUCGAGUCAGAACCUCACCGAGGGGCAAAGUUACUGGGUAUAGCAGGCCUGGGCAACUUUCACUGCCCGCGGGCGCCCGUUUGCCCGCGGGCAAUAGCUGUGCGUGUCGGGCAAGAGUGGGAAGACAGUUUCGGCAAGAGUGGGGAGACAGUUUCGGCAAGUGGGAAAGAACGUCGCGCUUUAGAAGUAUAG